AGCUUCACUUUAGACAUACAGGUAGUUGGAAAUGGAGUAUCACUUGCAACUAAUGCUUUGAUUGACACUGGAGCAAAUGGAUAUGUGUUUUUGAGCACACCACUGGCGAUUAAACUAGCCCAAUUCUUUGGUAUAGGCACCCUCCCACUGAGUCAAGACUGUCCAGUCAGAGGAUACGACGGUAGGAUGGGAGAGCCAAUUACCCAUGCCAUAGUGCUGGACCUGCGGGUUGAUGGGAGGAAACUAGCAGACACCCCUAUGCUGAUUGCAGAUCUGGGAAAGCAUGACAUCAUCCUGGGGAAGACAUGGUUGGCACAGAACCAAGUCCUACCUGACUGCACCAACAAUCAAUUGUUGUGGCCUGAUGAGUUACCACCCUGGAAAGAAGUGGUGAACCAGCUGGUGUGGACAUUACCAAAGACCAUACUGCAUUGA
Aspergillus glaucus CBS 516.65 is the source of this 435-nucleotide messenger RNA. RefSeq names its product retropepsin-like aspartic protease. The annotation marks the transcript as partial. The transcript has a single exon. The record is from RefSeq and is a predicted model, not a curated record. Lineage: Eukaryota; Fungi; Ascomycota; Eurotiomycetes; Eurotiales; Aspergillaceae.